AUGAGGAAACCUCGGAGGAGGUCCCGGCAGACUUUAGAAGGAAGACGUUCUCCUUCACCAUACAGCUUGAAAUGCUCACCCACCCGAGAGACUCUGACAUACGCCCAGGCUCAGCGAAUAGUGGAAGUUGAUAUUGAUGGCCGUCUCCAUCGCAUCAGCAUUUAUGAUCCUCUAAAGAUCAUCACAGAGGAUGAGCUAACCGCCCAGGACAUCACAGAAUGUAACAGCAACAAAGAAAACAGCGAACAACCACUUUUUCCUUCAAAAUCCAGGAAAAAUCAGUGCAAAGGCAAAAAAAAAGAGACGUGCACCAAACAUGCUUCUGGAGCAUCUUUCCCUCUACCACAGCCCAACUUUCGCAUGAUUGACUCUUUCAGCCAGCUGGAUGCUCCACCCUUGCCUUCAGCUUACUAUCAGUAUAUUGAGAAACCACCCGAGGAUGUUGAUGCUGAAGUGGAGUAUGAUUUGGAUGAGGAGGAUUUGGCCUGGCUUGACAUGAUCAACGAAAAAAGGAAGAAUGAUGGGUAUGGGUCAAUUUCCGCAGAGACUUUUGAAUUGCUACUGGAUCGUCUGGAGAAAGAGUCAUAUUUGGAGAGUCGUAAUAAUGGAGCCCAGCAGACCAUGAUAGAUGAGGAUGCUGUUUGUUGUGUUUGCAUGGAUGAUGAAUGUCACAACAGCAAUGUCAUUUUGUUUUGUGACAUCUGCAACUUGGCUGUGCACCAGGAGUGUUAUGGCGUUCCCUACAUCCCUGAGGGACAAUGGCUUUGUCGCUGCUGCCUACAAUCCCCUUCCCACCCUGUUGACUGUGUCUUGUGUCCAAACAAAGGUGGAGCAUUCAAACAGACCAGUGAUGGUCACUGGGCUCAUGUUGUUUGUGCCAUCUGGAUCCCAGAAAUUUGUUUUGCAAACACUGUGUUUCUGGAACCCAUUGAGGGAAUAGAAAACAUCCCACCUGCCCGCUGGAAACUAACUUGCUACAUCUGCAAGCAGAAGGGCAUGGGAGCAGCUAUCCAGUGCCACAAAAUGAACUGCUACACUGCUUUCCAUGUUACCUGUGCCCAGAGAGCUGGUCUCUUCAUGAAGAUUGAGCCCAUGAGGGAGACCAGCCUCAAUGGCACUACGUUCACUGUGCGCAAAACUGCUUUCUGUGAGGCGCAUUCCCCUCCUGGCACCAUGAAAAAAGGACACGCAACUACUCUUCAUGAAGGAGAGGAGGACAUUGUAAAGAAUGAGACAAUGGAGAGGGGCAGUCCCAGAAAUAAGAACAAAGUAAAUUGGAAGCAAAAGGUGAAAAAGGAAAGCAGUGCUUCUGUGCCUCUGCUAAUGGUCACACAGAUCCCUUCUUACCGGCUGAAUAAAAUCUGCAGUGGACUCAACUUCCAGAGAAAGAAUCAGUUCAUGCAGAGGCUGCACAAUUAUUGGCUAUUGAAACGUCAGUCAAGAAAUGGUGUACCACUGAUACGGAGGCUACACUCUCACUUACAGUCCCAAAGAAAUGCAGAACUGAAGGAGCAGGAUGAAAAGACGAGCGCCGUAAAAGAAGAACUUAAAUAUUGGCAGAAACUUCGACAUGACCUAGAAAGAGCACGGCUGCUCAUUGAAUUAAUUCGUAAACGUGAGAAACUCAAACGUGAACAGGUAAAGAUUCAGCAAGCUGCUAUGGAGUUACAGCUCACACCAUUCAAUGUUCUUAUGCGCACAACACUGGAUCUACUGCAGGAAAAAGAUCCAGCCCAGAUCUUUGCAGAUCCUGUAAACCUGAGUGAGGUUCCAGAUUACCUGGAAUUCAUUUCCAAGCCAAUGGAUUUUUCUACCAUGAGGAAGAAGCUGGAGUCCCACCAGUACCAAACACUGGAUGAAUUUGAAGAAGAUUUUAACCUCAUCCUUGCCAAUUGCAUGAGGUAUAAUUCUAAAGACACAAUUUUCCAUCGAGCAGCUGUCCGGCUCAGAGAUCUUGGAGGUGCAAUAUUACGCCAUGCACGACGGCAAGCUGAGAAUAUUGGCUUUGACCCCCAAGUGGGGAUUCAUUUGCCUGAAUCUCCAAAGACAGAAGAUUUUUAUCGUUUUUCUUGGGAGGAUGUUGACAACAUUCUUGUUGCUGAGAACCGAGCUCAUCUUUCCUUGGAAGUACAACUGAAGGAACUAUUGGAAAAGCUGGACCUGGUGAGCACCAUGAGGUCAAGCGGUGCCCGAACCCGUCGCGUUCGACUCUUGAGACGAGAAAUCAACUCUGUCAGGCAAAAGCUGUCUCAGCAGCAGAGUAAAGCCGUGCCAAAUGGAGAAUCGGCUCCAUGGGAAGAAGGUCUUGAAAAAAUGCUGCACAGUGAUGAAGACAGGGAGAAAGAGAAAGGUAGUAGGGAUGACACCAAGCCCCCACUUCCCCCUACCCUGGAGCCCACAGGACCUGCACCCUCCCUAUCGGAGCUGGACUCUCUGCAGGACCCUCCAACUCUCAAACCCAUUAGCGAAAGCAAGUCCUUGAACAGACUGCAUAAACGGCUGAAGUCCGAGGGUGAGCUCUUUGAUAAGAAGACGCUGCAGAGGGAGAGCCACCACGCCUUCCAGCGCUUGCUCAGCGACAACGGCCUGAAUGGAUUGGCCCUUCAGGCUACGGGCACUUCUGCCAGCCCCCCGUUUAGUGGAGUGGGCAGGCGGACUUCUGUCCUUUUUAAAAAAGCCAAGAACGGGGUGAAACUACAAAGAGAUCUGGACUGUCCCCUUGAGAAUGGAGAGGACCACGGCCAAAGUGGGCAGCUCUCCCCCUCCAGCAUAGAGGGUGAGCAGCCAUCUCGGAAACAGCCACAGAGUGGGAGCUACAGCGAGAGCGAUGACGAGAAAUCCCCCAGGCAGGCAGGAGUGACAGCUGUGACCAAUGGCUUCAAGAAGCAUACAGAAAGUGGGUCUGAUUCAGAAUGUAGCUCUGGACGGGGCAGCGGUCUUUCAUUGGACAUAUGCAGUAGUCCGCCACCACAUAAACGUAGCCGAGGAAAGCCUGCUCUUACACGGGUCCCUUUUCUGGAUGGUGUAAAUAAAGAUUUGGCAUAUAGCAACUCAGGAAGAAACUUGCUGAUGUCAUUUGAAGAACACGCUGACCUAGAACCUCUGGAGCUUGUGUGGGCAAAAUGUCGUGGCUAUCCUUCUUACCCAGCGCUGAUCAUUGAUCCUGAGAUGCCACAAGAGGGCCUCCUUCACAAUGGAGUCCCAAUCCCUGUCCCCCCUCUGGAAGUGCUAAAAUUAGGUGAGCAGAAGCAAGCGGAGACUGGAGAAAAACUUUUCCUUGUCCUUUUCUUUGACAACAAGAGGACAUGGCAGUGGCUUCCACAAGAAAAAGUUCUUCCUCUUGGAGUAGAUGACACUGUGGAUAAACUCAAGAUGCUGGAAGGACGGAAAACCAGUAUCCGCAAGUCUGUCCAGGUUGCAUAUGACCGUGCAAUGAUUCACAUGAGCCGCGUUCGGGGAGACCAUCCUUUCGUCACACCCAAUUAUCUGUAGGAAACCUGCUCUACCCAUCCUGUAGGAAGUAAUGUCUGCAUCUGCAGGCAAAGUGGAUCAACUAUAUCCUGAGGAAUAUGGUAUUUUCCUGCCUACAGGAAAAUACAAUUGCCAUAUUUGCAUUCUUAGUAGAGACACGGUAUUUCCAACAGUAGGGAAAGUUCAUGUUACAUACUUGAUAUGUGCCAAAAAGUCUGCCUGGUUUCUUUCUGAACAUGUUUCCCAAAGGAUCCAGGUGGGAAAGAAGUGAUGUAGCAGCCUGACCUAGUAAGAAGAUGUUAGGAGCAGCUGCACUAUAAUGCUGCAACCCUGACAGAAUCUUAGAUAAUUUGCUGAUUGAACAAGAAGCCCUACCAGACUCUUGAGUUUUUAAACUUCAGCUAGUCCUGAAGCAGCUGUGGAGUUUAUUGCUUCUGUUAUGAAUUGAGGGUCUUUUUGAUGACUCUUGUGUGCCAAAUGUUCACUAAUAUUCCCCAUAUAUUUUCAUGUUAUUUUUGAAAAACACUGGUCCCCCUCCCCCUUUCAAUUAAAUUUGCAACCCUGUGUAGAAAUCUCUAAAUUUGUAUAUGCUUUUAUG
Molecule: messenger RNA, 4069 nt
Organism: Protobothrops mucrosquamatus (brown spotted pit viper)
Lineage: Eukaryota; Metazoa; Chordata; Lepidosauria; Squamata; Viperidae
Gene: BRPF3
Product: bromodomain and PHD finger containing 3
Exons: 13
Coding region: 1-3492 (1163 amino acids)
Biological process (GO): regulation of transcription by RNA polymerase II
Cellular component (GO): MOZ/MORF histone acetyltransferase complex
Molecular function (GO): protein binding
Source: RefSeq, a predicted model, not a curated record